Messenger RNA from Centrocercus urophasianus (Greater sage-grouse), 2319 nucleotides. It is a transcript of the gene SUSD3, whose product is annotated as sushi domain containing 3. Gene Ontology annotation, cellular component: plasma membrane. The transcript is spliced from 7 exons. Bases 1 to 1272 code for a protein of 423 amino acids. Lineage: Eukaryota; Metazoa; Chordata; Aves; Galliformes; Phasianidae. The record is from RefSeq and is a predicted model, not a curated record.
AUGCCUCCGGUGCUCCUUCACGUCAUCUAUCUACCUCCCAAGUUUAGUUUCAGAUCCUACUGCAAAAAAGCCACAACUUUGAAGACCAAGCACCGCACGUACGUGAUCACGCACACAGCUCCGCAGCGUAACAGCAGGACAAGCCCUAAGCAGGACGUGCCGAGCCCCCGCCCUGCGGGUGCCGGCAGGGCGGGGCGAGGCGGGCUGGCGGCGGCUCCCGCGGGACUCCGACCCCCCCCGGCCCGGCGGCGGAGGGCGGGCGGAAGCGGCGCGGGCUGCACCUGCCGGGCUGCGCGGCUGGGCUGGGUUCGGCUCGGAGCGGUGCGGCGCGGCUCGGAGGAGCCAUGCCAGCAGCCACUGCGCCGGGGCCGGACGAGCCGCGCACUGCUGCGCCCGGGCGGGACGGCGGCGGCCCCCGCGGGUACUCAGAUAAGCAGCUGUGCUACUGUGCAAAGCAGUUUGGACUGGUGCCGUGGGCCUGAAGAGCGACGGGAAGAGGAUUUUGCAUUUGCAGGAAGCCUGCCUGCCUUGCUUUUUGUUUUGUCUUCAGAUGACGGGCAGUGCAGCCAUGUACUCCCUCCCCAGCUGGGCACCCUGCAGAUCAUUCAUGGCAAUGGCACAGCCGUCGGGACGGUCAUCGCCUUCCAGUGUGCGGCCGAGCACCAGCUGGAGGGGCCGGGCGUCAUCACCUGCAUAUGGAAGGGGAACGAUACCCAGUGGACGGCAGAAGUGCCCUCCUGCAAGCCCAUAUCGAAGUAUGAGACUUUUGGAUUUAAAGUUGCAGUGAUUGCUUCCAUCGUGAGCUGUGCCAUCAUUCUGCUGAUGUCCAUGGCUUUUUUAACCUGCUGUCUCAUCAAGUGUGUGAAGAAAAGUGAAAGGAGAAGGACUGAAAGGGACAUGCAGCUGUGGUAUCAGCUCAGAACUGAAGAACUGGAGAACAUGCAUGCUGCUUACUUUGGCUAUAAGGGAAGGAAUAACAACAACAACAAGAAACUCAGGAAUAAUUCUGUAUUUGACGAUGUGACUAACAUGGCAUAUGACAACCAAGGCUUCUACAGAUUCCAGGAGGAGUGGACUCGGGACACGGCAGCUUCGGGGCGCUGCAAAGCCAGUGAGCGGCUGCCCAAGCUCAGCAGCAGCAGCAGCACACCUGAGAGACCCACAGUGCCGGGACACAGCACUGCUCUGCACACAGUGAAUUCAGUCCAUGUGGUUGAGGUCUAUGGACACACAGACAGAUACAACAAACCCAGGUGUCAGAUACCUGGCUAGCUGCUGGCUGAAGUGCACUUGCUUCUCUGGACCAAAAAGAAGUGGAUCAAAAUAAUGUGCCUUAAAGAUAACGCAGGAAGUUAACUAUUCAUUUGAAUCUGGAAGUUUUAUAUAUUACAAAGUGGUUAUUUAACAGGAAUACUUUGAGGUCUGAUAUAAAUAAAAUAAGGAAUAUUGAGGCUGGCCGUCAGCAGCCAUUCUCUGCAGUGCGCUGUGUGUUGUGGCCAUGGCAGAGCACCAUGGCUUUGUGUACCUCCAGAGAGGAGUGGGAGCCAGUUUGUGUCUCUGCCUCAUAGAAAUUCACUGGUCAUAAUUACACAUUCAUUAUGCCUUCCUUAACCCGUGUUUAUUGUAAACAUAUCAGGAAGAAAAAUCCCCCAUAUUCUUACACAGCGGUAUGAUAGAAUGACAGUAAGAUGUUUUUUAAUUAAAAGCCCCUCUUGUUCUGCAGAAGGGAGGCCUUACUGCUUAAUUGCACUGCUCUGUGUUUAGAGGCCAUGGAUGGAGUGGUGCAGCAGGGCACAGCCGCAGACCCCCAGCUGGUCCAGGAGCCCUGGGGACCUGCUGCUGCUGCACCCAGUGAGUUUUCACCCAGCAAUGACAUUGCAGCCUAGAGUAAAGCAAGAGGACAGCAGGUGUUUAGGUAAAUCUGAUUCCGUGAUGGAAAUAAAAGUAGUAAUGAGUUAGCAAAGCAGAAUUUGAACCAUCAUUGCUGCAGCUUCAGGAAAUUGUGAAGGACGAGGAAGGCUGGGGAAGGUGCAAAAGGGCUUUAAUAAGGGGAGAGCUGAGAAGCGCGAGAAGUGCCAGGGAAAAGAUGCUUCUGAUAGCCACAAAGAGCGCAGGAUGCAUGCUUGAAGUAUCAGUUGGCACAGAAGGCCACAGGAAGCAGCAGUGCAGGUGGGUGCAUUCAGUGCCUCCGCGCAGAGCACCAGUCACUGGCAUUUAUUGAGGUGUCUAAUCCAAGAGGCAGCACAGUUACUACAGGAUAAGGAAACAACACCCAUGCUGUCUUUCAUGCGAUUUGUGGCUCCGUUCCCUCUGGGUCUG